Messenger RNA from Symbiodinium necroappetens, 494 nucleotides. Lineage: Eukaryota; Dinophyceae; Suessiales; Symbiodiniaceae. The record is from the annotation of a GenBank genome assembly.
AUGCUACGAAUUUUGCAUCAGAUCCCCGAAGUUGAACAGACGGAUUCUUCCGACACGGCACCCACUGCAAACGACACGCGUCCUUGCGUGCCGAACGACGGAAGUCGGGGUCAUCCCUAUUGUUGUAGGCGUCCGUGCCUUUUCUUUGCAGCUGCACAAUGUGAAGCAGGGGCACGCUGUGAUUAUUGUCACCUCGACCAUGAGCCACGUCCGCCGUCCUUGAACAAGAAGCAGCGGUUCAUAUUGCAGGAGUUCAGCAGGGCCGAGAUUCUUGUGAUACUGCUUCCACACCUCGAGGCCAAGGCCGAACAAAUGGGCCAGGCAGCUGACGCCGCACCGAUCAUCUCGUCCUUCCACCGCGAGCUCCAGAUCCUCAGCGUCGGUGUGCAUUGGUCAACAUUGAGCCAGAGAUCGCAUGUGCUGGACAAGGUGCUCCAGAAAAUGAAGUUCGGUGACGUGGCACGGCUUGCGUCCUCCCGCUUCUACGGCGGUUC